Molecule: messenger RNA, 1101 nt
Organism: Rhizoctonia solani
Lineage: Eukaryota; Fungi; Basidiomycota; Agaricomycetes; Cantharellales; Ceratobasidiaceae
Product: FAD-binding domain protein
Exons: 5
Coding region: 1-1101 (366 amino acids)
Molecular function (GO): oxidoreductase activity; FAD binding
Source: RefSeq, a predicted model, not a curated record
AUGGGGGAUGUCUACUCUAAGAUAGGUGAAUAUGGUAUCACGGUGACGGGGGGAAGACUCUCCCCCAUUGGUGUGAGCGGGUUCCUCUUGGGUGGGGGCCUUUCAUUCUUGAUGAACUCCGAAGGGUUUGGCGCAGACAGCGUACUCUCAUAUGAGAUCGUUCUUGCCGAUGGCACGAUCUCAACAGCAACAAAAGAAUCUUCACCGGACUUGUUCAAGGCACUCAAGGGUGGAAGUAGCAAUUUUGGAAUUGUAACCUCAUUUAAACUUCAAGCUUACCCGAUCGAUAACGUCUACGCCGGAAGUCUGCAUUACUCUCCUGAACAAUACAACGCUCUUUUCAAAAUUAUGGAAACUUACGCUCGCGAGGGGAUCGAAUCUGACCCCAAAACACAUAUUAUAUCAAAUUUUAUAUACGUCCCAUCUCAGGCUAUUGAAGCAGCCACCUUCUAUUCGUUCUACCCGGAGCCUGUUGCAGCACCACCAUCAGCGGUCAAACCCUUCUUCGAUCUUCCAACCAUUAUGAAUACCGUCAAAGUCAAGACCUUUAGAGAAGCCUUGGAAGAGUAUUCAGUUGGAAGCGAGACAAAACAACGAUAUGACUUCCGGACCUAUACUGUGCAGGCUGACUCAAAGUUGUUCAAACAGUUGUUUGACAUCUGGCGCUUGACUGUAGACGGAUUAAAGGAGACACCCGGAUUGGCUUCAGGGAUUGUAUAUCAAGCUAUGUCUAGUAGCAUGAUUCACGCAAGUGAUAGGAAAGGAGGGAAUGUACUUGGUUUGAAACCAGCACCCAAUACACGCAUCAUCGUGAGCUACUUGUUUUCUUGGUCACUGGAAGAAGACGACGAGAAAGUAUACGAAACGAUCGCCAAAUUAAUCGCAAAGUCUACAGGUAUUGCCAAGUCAAAAGGGCAACUCGAACGAUAUAUAUACCUCAAUUAUGCAGGUUCUAAUCAGCAGCCAAUUGAGUCAUAUGGACCCGCUCAAGUGGACUUCCUUCGAAAGGUGAAGUCCAAGUACGACCCCGAUAGUGUGUUUGAAAUACUAUCCUGUGGCGGCUUCAAGAUUCCUCCUCAAAGUGUUACAUUGAGCGUGUAG